Molecule: messenger RNA, 3425 nt
Organism: Enhydra lutris kenyoni (northern sea otter)
Lineage: Eukaryota; Metazoa; Chordata; Mammalia; Carnivora; Mustelidae
Product: solute carrier family 45 member 3
Exons: 4
Coding region: 424-2082 (552 amino acids)
Biological process (GO): transmembrane transport
Cellular component (GO): membrane
Molecular function (GO): sucrose:proton symporter activity
Source: RefSeq, a predicted model, not a curated record
GGCUCUGGAGUGUGCUGAGGUUUAAAAACGAUAUUUACCUUAUUAGUUAUGUCAGCCUUAGGCUAAUAUUAACAUGCAUUUCCUGAUUGGCAGCGGGGGUGGCACGGCCACUCCGUUGUCAGCCUGGGAGUGAACAGGAUUCAGAGAACUCAGAGCAAAUCCCAGAGGCCUGGUUCCCAGGAUUGCGCAGUCUGGGUUUGACUGUUACUGUCCUUCCAGGAUCUGAGGGAUGAGCUAUGUCCCCACCGAGGCUCCCCACGCCCACAGGCGUGUAGCGUGGCCUGAGAAGCCGGACCUGCGCGGAAGGCUGGCAGAAAUGGGCUCCUGGCAGAGGCCGGGGCACUCAGUGGCAGCAAGGAGGAGAGGCCUGGGCAUCCGGAGCAGGGCCGAGCCACGGCAGCCAGGGAGCGUGUGAAGCCCGCCAUGGUCCAGAGGCUGUGGGCCGGCCGCCUGCUGCGGCACCGGAAGGCCCAGCUCCUGCUGGUCAACCUGCUGACCUUCGGCCUGGAAGUGUGCCUGGCCGCUGGCAUCACCUACGUGCCACCCUUGCUGCUGGAGGUGGGGGUCGAGGAGAAGUUCAUGACCAUGGUGCUCGGCAUUGGUCCAGUGCUGGGCCUCAUCUCGGUCCCACUCCUAGGCUCGGCCAGUGACCACUGGCGUGGACGCUACGGUCGCCGGAGGCCCUUCAUAUGGGCCCUGUCCCUGGGCGUCCUCCUGAGCCUCUUCCUCAUCCCGAGGGCCGGCUGGCUGGCGGGGCUGCUGUGCCCGGACGCCAGGCCCCUGGAGCUGGCCCUGCUGAUCCUGGGCGUGGGGCUGCUGGACUUCUGCGGCCAGGUGUGCUUCACCCCGCUGGAGGCCCUGCUCUCCGAUCUCUUCCGAGACCCAGACCACUGUCGCCAGGCCUUCUCCGUCUACGCCUUCAUGAUCAGCCUUGGGGGCUGCCUGGGCUACCUCCUGCCCGCGAUCGACUGGGACGCCAGCGCCCUGGCCCCCUACCUGGGCACCCAGGAGGAGUGCCUCUUCGGCCUGCUCACUGUCAUCUUCCUCACCUGCGUGGUGGCCACGCUGUUUGUGGCCGAGGAGGCCGCGCUGGGUCCGGCUGAGCCGGCGGAAGGGCUGGCUGUCCCCUCGGGGCCGCACUGCUGCCCGUGCCACACCCGCCUGGCCUUCCGGAGCCUGGGCGCCUUGUUUCCCCGGGUGCACCAGCUCUGCUGCCGUGUGCCUCGCACCCUGCGCAGACUCUUUGUGGCCGAGCUGUGCAGCUGGAUGGCUUUCAUGACCUUCACACUGUUCUACACGGACUUUGUGGGCGAGGGGCUGUACCAGGGCGUGCCCCGGGCUGAGCCGGGCACCGAGGCCCGGAGACACUAUGAUGAAGGGGUCCGGAUGGGCAGCCUGGGGCUGUUUCUGCAGUGCACCGUCUCCCUGCUCUUCUCUCUGGUCAUGGACCGGCUGGUGCAGCGAUUCGGCACCCGGGCCGUCUAUCUGGCCAGUGUGGUGGCCUUCCCCGUAGCUGCCGGCACCAUGUGCCUGUCACGCAGCGUGGCCGUGGUGACCGCGUCGGCUGCCCUCACCGGCUUCACCUUCUCCGCCCUGCAGAUCCUGCCCUACACGCUGGCCUCCCUCUACCACCGGGAGAAGCAGGUUUUCCUGCCCAAAUACCGAGGAGAUGCCGGAAGCAGUGUCAGUGAGGACAGCCUGAUGCCCAGCUUUCCACCUGGCCCCAAGCCCGGAUCUCCUUUCCCCAAUGGACACAUGGGUGCUGGAGGCGGCGGCCUCCUCCCUUCUUCACCUGUGCUCUGUGGGGCCUCUGCCUGCGACAUCUCCACGCGGGUGGUGGUGGGCGAGCCGCCUGAGACCAGGGUCAUCCCGGGCCGGGGCAUCUGCCUGGACCUUGCCAUCCUGGACAGUGCCUUCCUGCUGUCGCAGGUGGCCCCGUCCCUGUUUAUGGGCUCCAUUGUUCAGCUCAGCCAGUCUGUGACUGCCUACAUGGUGUCAGCUGCGGGCCUUGGUUUUGUGGCCAUUUAUUUUGCUACACAGGUGGUAUUUGACAAGAGCGAUUUGACCAAAUACUCGGUGUAGAAUCCCUGUGACCCACUGAGGACCCUGCCUCCCUGGGUCCCAACCCCUCCCCCACCCCCCACAGUGGAUCCAGGUGGCCCCCUGGGGGGGCCUUCCAGUUUGUCCCUGCCAAAGUGGUGUGGCUCUCUGCUGCCACCCCGUGGCGGUGAGGUGCAGAGCUGCACAGGUAGGGGACUGGGGCUUCUCUUUCUCUCUCUCUCUCUCUCCAGUCUUCCGGGCUGGCUGACUGUUGGUCCAAACGGGCUUCAGUCUGGAUUUCUCCAGGGAGGCCAGAAGGGUAGGGCAUUUCCUUAGCUCCGUGCACUGGAAUGCGGGACUCUGCAGGGAGAUGACCCAGGCAGGGUUAACUGCUAGUGUCCUGGUGAAGACAUACCCAGAGAAGGGAUUUGGAGAGCUCAGUAACCUCGACCACCUGGUCUCUCAUCUCCAAGCCCUCUUAUCCCAUAGAUUCCUUUGAUGUUGUCUUGCAUGGAAGUUUCUAGUAUGAAACUCCUCUGCAGGAUUUGAGACUAUGAAAGUUAUUUGUGGGGAGAGAGGAAGCCGCCUGGCCGCAUGGCACUGCCUUCUCCCAUCCCCCAACAACUACAUUUGAUCAGGACAUGGCUUGUUGGCCCCUAUGGUGCCAUCAUAGGGACACAGGCCUUUAAAUAUUUAACUUAUUUAUUUAACUAACUAGAGGGGAAUCAAUUCCCAGCUCUGCCAUCUUGGUGUCUCAGAGGUGAGAUCCCCAGUGGGCCCCGGGAGACAGCUGGUUUAUAGGGCUGAGCAUUGCCAGAAUCAUCUUCCCUUGGGUGAUCAGUCUGGCUCUAAAACUGCCUAACCCAGGAGCUUGGAAGCUCUGCUUACCCAGCUGAUACCCCAAAUCAUGUUACCCAAGACUGGGGGAGCUGGGGGUGAGUGGAAGGUGGGGCUCCGGGUCUCAGCAGCCCCCCUAGCCUCCCCUCCUCUCUUGGCCCAGCCCCCCCCCCACCCCCACUCCUCCCCUCUGCUCUCUCCAGGGCUGGACUGAUGAAGGAGCUGCUCACCCCUCCACCCCCUUUCCCCACUGACUCCAUAACCCUCUCCCUGGGGCUGUUCCAGGACCGGAAGCACAGAGUGUGGCUCCUCGAGCUUUUAUCCGUCUCAGCCCCCAGGGCAUAUCCGUGCUUGGGGAAUCUUGCACGGAAACUCAGGAGUACCCCCUGCCUGGGCUGAGGAGGUCUUAUCUCUGGGGGGUUUAAGUGCCGUUUGCAAUAAUGUUAUGUCUUAUUUAUUUAGUGGAGUAAAUAUUUUAUACUGUUUGUGAGCAAUCAGAGUAUAAUGUUUAUGGUGAUGAAAUUAAAGGCUUCUUAUAUGUUUCGUUG